Molecule: messenger RNA, 2204 nt
Organism: Juglans regia (Persian walnut)
Lineage: Eukaryota; Viridiplantae; Streptophyta; Magnoliopsida; Fagales; Juglandaceae
Product: probable aminotransferase ACS12
Exons: 4
Coding region: 153-1679 (508 amino acids)
Biological process (GO): biosynthetic process; amino acid metabolic process
Molecular function (GO): aromatic-amino-acid:2-oxoglutarate transaminase activity; L-aspartate:2-oxoglutarate transaminase activity; pyridoxal phosphate binding
Source: RefSeq, a predicted model, not a curated record
AUUAUACGGUCUAAACGUUAAAACACCUCUCUCAUCGACGUUUCAUCUACCAAAUACAACCAAACUUUCCACUCCGACGGACCACCCGAGACAGCAUCCAUUUCCGGCGGGCCGACCAGACCACGAAUCCAGAAUCCGCCGGGUCCACCGCCAUGCGCCUCAUAGUGCCUUUACAAGGCGUAGUUCAAGGCCGAGGCGGCCUUAUCUUGGGCUCUCUUAUCCCCUGCGCGCUGUUCUACUUCUUCCAGCUCUACGUUAAACGGCACCGUUCUCCUAAGUCCGGUUCGAACCAUAUUUCGCCGUCUCAGUCUUCUCCUAACCUCGCUGAGCUCCAACGCUCUUCUUCGAGGUCCAAUUUGUCGAGCCGCGGGUCCAUAGGCCGGGUCCAGGUCUCAUCUAGAGCGAGCUCGAUUGCGAAACCGAACGACUCGCCAUAUUAUAUCGGUUUGGAUAAGGUUUCGGAGGAUGCUUAUAACAGGUUCGAUAAUCCGGAUGGGGUUAUCCAGUUAGGGUUGUCGGAAAACAGACUCUGUUUUGAUUUAAUUGAGAAAUGGUUUUCGGAGAACGUGAAGGAUUCAGUAAUAGGAAGUGACGGCGGUGAUUUGAGUAUUAGUGGAAUCGCGGCGUACCAACCUUUCGAUGGAUUAAUGGAGUUAAAAGUGGCAAUGGCAGGUUUCAUGUCUCAGGUCAUGGGACCAGCAGUCUCAUUUGACCCUUCGCAGAUGGUGUUGACCUGUGGGGCUACUCCUGCUAUUGAGAUACUUUGUUUCUGUCUGGCAGACCCGGGAAAUGCAUUUCUUGUACCCACGCCUUAUUAUUCUGGCUUUGACAGGGAUAUAAGAUGGCGCACUGGAGUGGAAUUAAUACCAGUUCACUGUCGCAACACUGACAACUUCAUUAUAAGUAUCACAUCUCUUGAUCAAGCAUAUAAUCAGGCAAGAAAACGAGGAGUAAAAGUUCGUGGGAUUCUCCUCUCCAAUCCUGGCAAUCCUGUUGGCAACUUGCUACCUCGGGAAACACUUGACGAUAUUUUAUACUUUUCCCAAGAGAAGAACAUCCAUAUUAUAUCGGAUGAAAUAUAUGCUGGGUCUGUGUAUGGAACUGAGGAGCACAUAAGCAUGGCUGAACUUCUCGACUCAGAUGAUAUUGAUAAAACAAGAAUUCAUAUAGUAUAUGGUCUGUCGAAAGAUCUCUCUCUUCCUGGAUUUAGAGUUGGGGUGAUCUAUUCUUUUAAUGACACUGUUUUGGUUGCUGCUAAAAGGUUAGCAAGGUUUUCUUCAAUUUCUGCUCCAACCCAGAGGCUACUUACUUCAAUGCUUUCAGAUACCAGAUUCACCCUGACAUAUAUUAAUACCAGCAAAAAGAGGAUACAGAAAAUGCACGAUCUGUUUGUUGCAGGUUUGAAACAAUUAGGGAUCGAGUGUGCAAUGAGUAGUGCUGGUUUCUAUUGUUGGGCUAACAUGAGUAAAUUAAUUCCCUCCUAUAGUGAGAAAGGGGAACUUGAGUUAUGGGAAAUGCUGUUGAAUAUUGGUAAGAUCAAUGUAACUCCUGGGUCUGCUUUUCACUGCAUAGAACCAGGAUGGUUCAGAUGUUGUUUUACUACUUUAUCUGAAGAGGAUAUUCCUAUAGUUAUAGAAAGGAUCCGGAAAGUUGCUGAAACUUGUAAAUCUUCAAGCUGAUGUGCUGUAGAUUAUUUUAUAUUCAUUCUGACUGCCGUGGUAGAAAUCGCUUUUUCAAUAGUUCUUACAUGGAUAGCUUCUUACCAAAGUCGGUUACAAGUUUGAGUUCAGCUGCCUUCGAGUUCUCAUUGAGUUUGAGAAUUUAAUACAUUGCAGAUUUAGUAAAUUUUUUCAUACUGUCUAGUCCCAGAAAUGGGAACUAUGAUGAAUUGGAAGAGAAACUGAAUGGAGGGAACUAACUGCAGAGAUGUUGGGCCACGAGGCAGAUUGAAUUAUUGUCUAUAUCAGUUUCAGUCUUGGCAAGUGCUUCCUUUUCUUAUACAAUCCUUCAAAUCAACUUGCCAGAUUUGAAAAUGCAGCAUCUGAAAGCACUGUUCUUCGUCAAUUCCUGUCUUGGUUGUAUUCAGACGAGAAUAGAAGUUUGUCUUCACAUUCCUUAUGCAACUAGAGAUAAAGAAUAUUUGUUUUUGACAUUUUGUAUAUUGUGGGGCCAAAUGAAAUCAGCUACAUGUGUAGUUUUGCUCU